CAGGAGGGGUUCCAAUUGUCACCCAGUUUGUAAACUUUCAUUGUAUCUGGUCUUGAACAUGUUGGGGGUACAGAUGGUCCUCUACAAAUGUUUUUACAGGCACCAGCUCCUGCUUCCAGCACGCUGAUUGGCUGGUCAGCUUGGAUUCCAAAUCUGAAGUCGGUCCCGUCUGUCAGAUGGUGUUUCUUCCCACCAUUGACAUCAGUAGUGUUGGGGAGUUUCAGCUGUCACUGGUUCCCUUUCUUCCUUGGUUGUAGUUCACACCCACAGGGAUGGUGACCUGUCUCCGGAUCAGCAGAGACAUUGGCAAAACAUUAAGAAAUCUUACAUAUUCCAGGAUACACUAAAGAGUCGAGAUUGUGGAGUUUGAUGGCUUCUCUGAGAAGAGUUAAAAUCUUGCUGGUGUUGAACUUGAUUGCUGUUGCUGGAUUUGUGCUGUUUCUGGCCAAGUGUAGACCAAUUACUGUGAAAGGUGGGGAGACCUUCCAUGAGGUCCAUCCAAGGGCGGAGGUGACCAACCUGACAAGCCAUGGGGUCAGCCCUAUUCAAGAGGCAGUUCUGAAAAGACUUUCCCUUUUAGAGGAUAUAGUCUACAGACAACUCAAUGGUUUGUCUAAGUCACUUGGGCUUAUUGAAGGCUAUGGCGGCCGAGGAAAAGGUGGUCUUCCAGCUACACUUACCCCUGAAGAAGGAGAGAAAGCCAAAGGACCACAUGAAAAAUAUGGCUAUAAUUCUUACCUCAGUGAGAAAAUAUCAUUGGAUCGGUCUAUACCGGACUACAGACCCACUAAGUGCAAGAAAUUAAAAUACCCCAAAGAACUUCCUCAGAUAUCAAUCAUUUUCAUAUUUGUCAAUGAAGCUCUAUCAGUGAUUCUACGAUCAGUACACAGUGCAGUAAAUCACACACCUGUCCAUCUCCUAAAGGAAAUUAUCUUAGUGGAUGACAACAGCGAUGAAGAGGAGCUAAAAGGACCCUUAGAAGAAUAUGUUCACAAGCGAUAUCCUGGGCUAGUUAAAGUUGUACGUAACCAUAAAAGAGAAGGUUUGAUCCGAGCUCGAAUAGAGGGUUGGAAAGUUGCAACAGGACAAAUCACUGGAUUUUUUGAUGCGCAUGUGGAAUUUACUGCAGGCUGGGCUGAGCCAGUUCUGUCCCGGAUACAAGAAAACAGAAAAAGAGUCAUACUGCCAUCCAUAGACAAUAUUAAACAAGACACUUUUGAAGUUCAACGUUAUGAAAAUUCUGCACAUGGAUACAGUUGGGAACUUUGGUGCAUGUACAUAAGUCCUCCUAAAGACUGGUGGGAUGCGGGGGAUCCAUCUUUACCAAUAAGAACACCUGCAAUGAUUGGCUGUUCCUUCGUUGUCAACAGACAAUUUUUUGGAGAAAUUGGCUUACUAGAUCCUGGAAUGGAUGUGUAUGGAGGAGAGAACAUUGAACUCGGUAUAAAGGUGUGGUUAUGCGGGGGCAGCAUGGAAGUUCUUCCUUGUUCAAGAGUUGCCCAUAUAGAGCGCAAAAGGAAACCUUACAACAAUAAUAUUGAUUUCUACACAAAGAGAAAUGCAUUACGGGUAGCUGAAGUCUGGAUGGAUGAUUACAAAUCUCAUGUAUAUAUUGCAUGGAAUUUGCCUUUAGAGAACCCAGGGAUUGACAUUGGUGAUAUAUCAGAAAGAAUUGCCUUAAGGAAAAGCUUGAAAUGCAAGAACUUCCAGUGGUACUUGGAUAAUGUUUAUCCAGAAAUGAGACGAUACAAUAAUACAGUUGCUUAUGGAGAGCUACGGAAUAAUAAAGCUAAGGAUGUUUGUCUAGACCAAGGCCCACAGGAGAAUCAUACAGCUAUAAUGUACCCAUGUCACGGAUGGGGCCCCCAGCUUGCAAGAUACACAAAAGAAGGAUAUCUUCAUCUUGGAACUCUGGGGAGCACAAUUCUCUUACCCGAUACACGCUGUUUAGUAGAUAACAAGAAAAGUAAAUUCCCUCAGCUUAUGGACUGUGAUAAGGUGAAAAGCACACUCCACAAGCGCUGGAGUUUUAUACAGAACGGAGCAAUAAUGAAUAAAGGCACAGGACGUUGUCUAGAGGUUGAAAGCAGAGGUAAUGGAGGCAUUGACUUAAUUCUUCGAAGCUGCACAGGACAAAGGUGGACAAUUAAAAACUUCAUUAAAUAGGAAGAAUGUCCUAAUGUUAUUUGGAAACAUUGGAUACAGACUUCAGCUUUCAAUAUUGGAUAUUUCUACGGAUUUAACUAGGAAACAAAACCUGGAGGGAAAAAGUAAUGUAUUCUUCUACUUUGGAGCGGGUCAGAACUUCUUUCAAGAUUUAAUUUAACAGGAGCCACUGAAAAUAAUUUAAAUGGGCCAGUACUAAAUCAUCCAUCCUGCAUGCUUGGUGGUUAGUUUAAUGAAACAAAAGAUUGCCAGGCCUUAUUUUAUUAAAACACAUUGAAAUAGCAGCACAAAGGUUAAACAUGUUUUUCUCUUCUGUUCUUGUGAAAGUCCUGUUUAUCAUGAAUCAUGACCUUGUAUGUAAAAAAUAUAUUACCAUUUAUGGGAGUCAUAAGUCUUAACUAGAGAUAGUGACACCAAAUUGUUGCCAAAGUAAUAUACAGGUAGUCUGUUUAAUCACAAGUGCAAUACUUGCCUGCAACUUGUUUUGUGGAAAUUGGCCAUUUACUAUUAUAGGCACAAUGCACAAAAUAUAACAAUAUAAAUUCUACGUUUACAGAUUUUUUGUUGUUGUUAACUAUGUGUCAGCAGACUACUGUUACUUAUCAAAUGAAACAGUAAGCAAGCUUGAUCACUUUGUUCCCUUAAUAAAAUUGUUUAGUUGUGGAACCAGUUAUUGUGC
Molecule: messenger RNA, 2845 nt
Organism: Nanorana parkeri
Lineage: Eukaryota; Metazoa; Chordata; Amphibia; Anura; Dicroglossidae
Gene: GALNT17
Product: Williams-Beuren syndrome chromosome region 17
Exons: 11
Coding region: 370-2166 (598 amino acids)
Cellular component (GO): Golgi apparatus
Source: RefSeq, a predicted model, not a curated record